Meriones unguiculatus (Mongolian gerbil) is the source of this 2515-nucleotide messenger RNA. RefSeq names its product BAG cochaperone 3 (gene Bag3). The transcript has 4 exons. Gene Ontology annotation, biological process: negative regulation of striated muscle cell apoptotic process; muscle cell cellular homeostasis; protein stabilization. The record is from RefSeq and is a predicted model, not a curated record. Gene Ontology annotation, molecular function: adenyl-nucleotide exchange factor activity; protein-folding chaperone binding. The coding region runs from base 250 to 1980 and encodes 576 amino acids. Gene Ontology annotation, cellular component: membrane; cytosol; cytoplasm. Lineage: Eukaryota; Metazoa; Chordata; Mammalia; Rodentia; Muridae.
CUCUGGAUGGGACCAGAAGUUUCUAGCCGGCCAGUUGCUGCCUUCCCCUUAUCUCCUCCUUCCCCUUUGGCGGCGAGGAGGCUAUUUCCAGACACUUCCACCCCUCUUCGGCCACGUCACCUAGUCCUUUAAUUCAUAAAGGUGCCCGACGCCGGCUUCCCGGACACAUCGGCGACGCAGAAGUGCCCGCACUCCACGACCUCGUGACCUGCGCCCCAGCUCCGCGCCCCGGGCGGACCCCAACCCAGCAUGAGCGCCGCCACCCAGUCACCCGUGAUGCAGAUGGCGUCUGGCAACGGAGCCAGCGACCGAGACCCCCUGCCCCCGGGCUGGGAGAUCAAAAUCGACCCGCAGACCGGCUGGCCCUUCUUCGUGGACCACAACAGCCGCACGACGACGUGGAACGACCCUCGCGUGCCCCCCGAGGGCCCCAAGGAAACCACAUCCUCUGCCAAUGGUCCUUCCCAAGAAGGCUCCAGGCUGCUGCCCGCUAGGGAAGGCCACCCAGUAUACCCCCAGCUCCGACCAGGCUACAUUCCCAUUCCUGUCCUCCAUGAAGGCUCUGAAAACCGGCAGCCACACCUUUUCCAUGCCUACGCCCCACCUGGGGUGCAGCGGUUUCGGACCGAGGCAGCAGCGGCUGCCCCGCAGAGGUCCCAAUCUCCUUUGCGUGGAGGCAUGACAGAAGCCACCCAGCCAGAUAAACAGUCCGGACAGGCACCAGCAGCUGCAGCAGCUCAGCCCCCGGCUGCCCAUGGACCUGAGCGUUCUCAGUCGCCAGCAGCCUCUGACUGCUCGUCCUCGUCGUCCUCAGCUAGCCUGCCCUCCUCUGGCAGGAGCAGUCUUGGUAGCCACCAGCUGCCCCGGGGCUACAUACCCAUUCCCGUGAUACACGAGCAGAACGUCACCCGGCCGGCAGCCCAGCCCUCCUACCACCAAGCCCAGAAGACCCACUACCCAGCCCAACAGGGUGAAUACCAGACCCACCAGCCUGUGUACCACAAGAUUCAGGGGGACGACUGGGAGCCCCGGCCACACCGGGCAGCCUCUCCAUUCAGGUCACCUGUCAGAGGCGCGUCCAGCCGGGAGGGCUCUCCAGCCAGAAGCGGCACACCGGUUCACUCCCCCUCGCCCAUCCGUGUGCACACCGUGGUUGACAGGCCUCAGCAGCCCAUGACCCAUCGAGAACCUUCACCUGUCACCCAACCUGAAAACAAACCAGAAAGUAAGCCAAGCCCAGCUGGACCAGAUCUCCCUCCUGGCCACAUCCCCAUUCAAGUGAUCCGCAAGGAGGCAGACUCUAAGCCUGUUUCCCAGAAGCCACCUCCUCCUGCUGAGAAAGUAGAAGUAAAGGUCUCUGCCCCAAUUCCUUGUCCUUCUCCGGGCCCUGUCCCUUCAGCUGUCCCUACUUCCCCCAAGAAUGUGCCUGCAGAACAGAAGGCCUCCCCCAGCCCGGCCCCUGCAGAAGCUGCACCCCCUAAAUUAGGGGAAGCUGAAUCCCUUCCGAAGCAUCCAGGCGUGCUGAAGGUGGAAGCCAUCCUGGAGAAGGUGCAAGGCCUGGAGCAGGCCGUAGACAACUUUGAAGGCAAGAAGACUGAUAAAAAAUACCUGAUGAUCGAAGAGUAUUUGACCAAAGAGCUACUGGCCCUGGAUUCCGUAGACCCCGAAGGACGAGCUGAUGUCCGGCAGGCCAGGAGAGAUGGCGUCAGGAAGGUUCAGACCAUCUUGGAAAAACUGGAGCAGAAAGCAAUCGACGUCCCGGGUCAAGUGCAAGUCUAUGAACUCCAGCCCAGCAAUCUUGAGUCCGAGCAGCCGCUGCAGGAAAUCAUGGGCGUGAGUGCCACAGCAGCAGACAAGGGGAAGAAAGGUCCUGAAAAUGAAGAUCCACAAACUGAAGGUCAACAGCCGGAAGCCAAAGCGGCCGCACCUCCAAAUCCCAGCAACACAGCCGACUCGGCUGGCGACCCGGCUGCUCCCUAGCGUCCCGUUGGCGCAUCAGGACUGACUGACAGUGUGCUGUAGAGACUUAAGUUGCAUGCACUGUGGGACUUGCUUUCAGUUGGUUCUCAUUAUUCAUAGCCACUUGGUAUGCAGUAAUUAGCGGUGGAGGUAAAGCCACUAACAAAGGGUUGGUUGUUUGGUUUUUUUUUUUUUUUUCCCUGUAUUAUCUGUACAAAUAAAGAAGUUGCCUGUUUCAGAAGUCUAGCCCCUCUGCUUGUUUUGGGGGGCCUUUCUGAGCAUGGGUACAAUGAGUGAGCCAUGGCUUUGAGCUCUCUUCCUGUAGCUCUGGACUGAAGGCGUUUGGGGUUGGGGGGUUAGGCAGAGAGUUACAGGAAUAUGAAACCCGUUUUUGAGACAUGUUGCCCUUUUGAUGGGAUAAUCUUCAUCUCAUUACUGAAAUAACUAACUUUAGCUAGAAUGAGAUGUGCAAGGCGACAUAGGAAUAUCUAUACGUUGGAAUGGCUUUAAUGUUAGAUUGGGGGGGAGGAAAAUAAAGUGAUUAUAUAACUCUCAA